Messenger RNA from Nycticebus coucang (slow loris), 14716 nucleotides. It is a transcript of the gene SLC5A3, whose product is annotated as solute carrier family 5 member 3. Gene Ontology annotation, cellular component: plasma membrane. The record is from RefSeq and is a predicted model, not a curated record. The transcript has 2 exons. Gene Ontology annotation, molecular function: D-glucose:sodium symporter activity. Gene Ontology annotation, biological process: transmembrane transport; inositol metabolic process; myo-inositol transport. Lineage: Eukaryota; Metazoa; Chordata; Mammalia; Primates; Lorisidae. Bases 3477 to 5633 code for a protein of 718 amino acids.
GGCACAGAAUUUUCUAGGUUUAACAUUUCUCUUGACUUGUUAAGGUACUGUUUUUUGACAUUUCUCCCUUGAUUCUUCCCUUUCUGUUUUCUUUAUGUACUAUGCCUUUAGCCUUCUCGUGGUUGAUGUGCUGUUUUUGUAACAAGCUGACAACCCUGGCAUUUUCUACUGUCUUCUAUGCUAGUUGUAGCCUCCUGGAUGUCCCUUUGUCACUGCAGACUCUGUGGUUCAAAACUUAAUGAGUUGACUACCUACUUUUGAUUGCAUAACUUGUUUCUGUUAAUUGCUUCUCUGUCAUUUUAGACUAUGUUCAAUUCUUUCUUUUCCUGCAGUCUCAGUUCCAUAUAGUUUGUUCCUUGCCCUAGUUGUACUGUUCAUGUUUCUUUCUUGAACUCUAGAAGAUUCUUAGCUGGUUUCUUACGAUGUAGUCCUGAGGAGGGAAUAGUUAAUGCUUGUUGGGUUGCAAAAAUGUAUGACAUUGAGAUAACUUUAAAACAACUAAGGGGAUGCAUUUUUAACAAGGGAAUAAUAGAAAGCAUCCUAUGGUGAUAGAUUUCUGAUUACCAUACUAGUUGAUUCUAUCAACACUGUUGCGAAAUCACAGGUCUUUCUUGAAGGCACUCAGCAGGAGGUCAAGGCGGCCAAGGCCAAUGCCUCUGAUACUACUCAAGCUUGUUUUCUUUCUUUCUUUUUUUAUUUUUUUUUUUAAGAGACAGAGUUUCACUUUGUUGCCCUUGGUAGUGUGCUGUAGCAUCCCAGCUCACAGCAACCUCCAGCUCUUGGGUGUAGGCGAUUCUCUUGCCUCAGCCUCCAGAGUAGCUGGGACUACAGGCACCCACCACAAUGCCCAGCUAUUUUUUGUCGCAGUUUGGCUGGGGCCGGGUUUGAACCGCCACCCUCGGUAUAUGGGACUGACACCUUACUCACUGAGCCACAGGCGCUGCCCCGCAAGCUUGUUUUUUAAACCUUGUCUCUCUCCUUCCAUUCUCCAUUCCAUAUACUGAGAAAACAGAGCUGCAGCAGAUCCCUGUAAAUCCCAUGCCAUUUUAUUUUCUUUGGUUCCUGUGUCACACUGCUUUUGUGUUUGGGAUGCCCUCCCUUUCCACAUUAUUCCAUCAUCUCCAUGAAUACCUGCCUCAAGUUCCUUCUUUCUAACUCAUUUGGUACAUUUAACGGACAUCUAGGAUCUGCCCCACUGUAUGUAUAGACUAUAGUCUUUUCCUUUGGUUGCAUUGUUUUUGUGUCUCAGUCUCUCAUCACAUGAACCACUUUUUAUUUAUUUAUUAUUAUUUGUUUAUUUUUUUUUUGUAGAGACAGAGUUUCACUGUACUGCCCUUGGGUAGAGUGCCAUGGCGUCACACGGCUCACAGCUCACAGCAACCUCUAACUCUUGGGCUUACGCGAUUCUCUUGCCUCAGCCUCCCGAGCAGCUGGAACUACAGGCGCCUGCCACAACGCCCGGCUAUUUUUUUGUUGCAGUUUGGCCGGGGCUGGGUUUGAACCCGCCACCCUCGGCAUAUGGGGCCGGCGCCCUACUCACUGAACCACAGGCGCCGCCCCAAUGAACCACUUUUUACAUUGUAUUAUGGUUAAUUGGUGAAUGUAUCUUACCUCCUUUGCUAGAUUACCAGUUCUUGAGGGUCAAGCCUAUUUGAUUUCUGUCCUCUGCUAUGCUCUGCACAUAUGGUUAGGUGCCCACUUAGCUACCUUGAGGGGAUCGCUACUCUGAUCUUUCUGAAACUGUUCUUUGCUAGGAUACAGGCUGUGCUCUAGCAAGUUGCUUUCAAGUUAGUGCGCUGUGUGUGGACUGGGUGAAUUGUAUGGUUACCAAAAGUUGUGUUCAUUUCCAACUCUAUUUUAUGGCACAUAAUCUUUUUUUUUUUGUAAUAACUUAAAUGUUAUGUGAAUUGGUGAAAAGAGUGCCAUUUUUUUUUCCCCCCUGAGAACCAAGUUGGAUUCUUUGGGAGGACUUCAUAAAAGGUGAGUCACUAGAACAAUGGCUGUAGUGUUAGAUAUGACUGGAAUAACUAAAAGUGAGGGAGGAAGAAUAAUAUCCAGGAGAAUUCUGUAUGUAGACUGCAUUACCAGGAUCUCUGAAAGCUUUCCAUUUUAAUUAAACUGGGCGUUGUAGAUGGUACAUGUGUGGAUAAGGAACUACGGUCAUCAAGGAACUCCAAAUCGUCGAUGUUCUUCAAGUACUUUGACUCCAUAUUAAUGUUGGCAAGUGAAUAAUGUAUAUGUGUUAAAAAUUUAAGGUAUGCAUGUAUGCUGUUUUGGCUGGAUGUGAUGGCUUUGGGAAUGAAGACUUCUGUACGUGCUCUGAUUUUUUUUUUUUUCCUACAUGAGAAGAACCUUGAAAGAGCUUGAAUGGAAGAUAAUGGUUGUGUUAUGUUAGAAUAAACAGAAUGGUACUGGGAGAUUGGGAGCUUUAGAGGCAGAUCUGGUUUUGAAUUCUAGCACCUGCUUCCUAGGGAUGGUAACCUUUUUGGACCCUUUGUUCCUCAUCUGUAAGGUGGGCCUUUGAAGACAAAUUGGGUACGUGACCUUGAAGAUAGCAGGUAUUCAAUAUGUCAUUAAAGUAUCUUUGUGAUUCUUUGGCAAGUUGCUUAAUUUCAUUGACUAGUUUUCCAUUAUCCCAAUUUAUGAAGAGACUCCAAAAUGUGAACUUAGAUGUAAGCUUAUUUUUAUCAAAAUUCCAGACUGAGUCAAAUCUGAAAUAGAGUUCUUCCGCAAUAAAUAUUUGAGUUAAUGGUGUUUGUACUUAACUACUUGAUUCUUGUCUACUGUUGCCAUGGGGUGGGUUGCAGGGCUGGUUUUGCCAACAGUUUUCUAUCUAGCUACUCAGCCAAAAAUUCAGGUUUUAAAGGAAAUUUGGCUUUCAAAGAUAGUGGCAGCUAAUACAAAAUGUAUUACACUUUGCCAUAGUGUUUAAGUAUCUGUGGGUUAGAUUUCACCUUCAUUUUGUAAUUUAAUUUUUAAAUUUAGAUAUUUAGAUGAUUGUAUUAGAUAAGAUAUUUAGGUAUUUAGAUAAUUGGUGCUAACAUUUUUUUUUUUAAACCUCUUGUAGCAUCGAUGUUGACAAAGCCCAUGUUAUUAAUUGGUCAUCAGUUUAAAAUAGGAGCAGUAGCUACUGAGUAAAUGGGUUGGUACAGUAGGCUUCACUAGACUUAGCUGCAACUCAGAAUUUCUCCUCCAGCACCUGAGUAAAUGCUGAUGGUCUUGUGGAGAGUGGAUUAAGAGUACGAGCUAAGUUCUCAAUCCCAAUUAAGAAGCGGAAAAUUUAAACUGUCUCCUUCAAAGUUUAUCACAACCACCACCAUCAAGACAGCAAAACAAAGGACAAAGACUUUGACCUGCUGUGUUACUCUGUGUAGUCCAGUUCACGUAUGGUUUACAGACUUGGCUGGGGUUGCUAAAAAGUAAAUAAAAAGUCGGACACUUCUGUCAUUGGACGCUUUUAUUCACAAGUUACCAGAAUGAGGGCUGUACUGGAGACAGCAGACAUUGCCAUAGUGGCCCUGUAUUUUAUCCUGGUCAUGUGCAUUGGUUUUUUUGCCAUGUGGAAAUCUAAUAGAAGCACGGUGAGCGGAUACUUCCUGGCGGGGCGCUCUAUGACCUGGGUAGCAAUUGGUGCCUCUCUGUUUGUGAGCAAUAUUGGGAGUGAGCACUUCAUUGGGCUGGCAGGAUCUGGAGCUGCAAGUGGAUUUGCAGUGGGCGCAUGGGAAUUCAAUGCCUUACUGCUUUUGCAACUUCUGGGAUGGGUUUUCAUCCCGAUUUACAUCCGUUCAGGGGUAUACACCAUGCCUGAAUACUUGUCCAAGCGAUUUGGUGGCCAUAGGAUUCAGGUCUAUUUUGCCGCCUUGUCUCUGAUUCUCUAUAUCUUCACCAAGCUCUCAGUGGAUCUGUAUUCAGGUGCCCUGUUUAUCCAGGAGUCUUUGGGUUGGAAUCUUUACGUGUCGGUCAUCCUGCUCAUUGGCAUGACUGCUUUGCUGACUGUCACCGGAGGCCUUGUUGCAGUGAUCUACACAGACACUCUGCAGGCUCUGCUUAUGAUCGUUGGGGCACUUACGCUCAUGAUUAUUAGUAUGAUGGAGAUUGGCGGGUUUGAGGAAGUUAAGCGAAGGUACAUGUUGGCCUCACCCAAUGUCACUUCCAUCUUGCUGACAUACAACCUUUCCAACACAAAUUCCUGUAAUGUCUACCCUAAGAAAGAAGCCCUGAAAAUGCUGCGGAAUCCAACAGAUGAAGAUGUUCCUUGGCCUGGAUUCAUUCUUGGGCAGACUCCGGCCUCAGUAUGGUACUGGUGUGCUGACCAAGUCAUCGUGCAGAGGGUCCUAGCGGCCAAAAACAUUGCUCAUGCCAAGGGCUCUACUCUUAUGGCUGGCUUCUUGAAGCUUCUGCCGAUGUUUAUCAUAGUUGUCCCAGGAAUGAUUUCCAGGAUACUGUUUGCUGAUGACAUAGCUUGCAUCAACCCAGAGCACUGCAUGCAAGUGUGUGGAAGCAGAGCUGGGUGCUCCAAUAUUGCAUACCCACGCCUGGUGAUGAAGCUGGUUCCUGUGGGUCUUCGGGGCUUAAUGAUGGCAGUGAUGAUUGCAGCUCUGAUGAGUGACUUGGACUCUAUCUUUAACAGUGCCAGUACCAUAUUCACCCUUGAUGUGUACAAACUCAUCCGCAAGAGUGCAAGCUCCCGGGAGCUAAUGAUUGUGGGGAGGAUAUUUGUGGCUUUUAUGGUGGUGAUCAGCAUAGCUUGGGUGCCAAUCAUCGUGGAGAUGCAAGGUGGCCAGAUGUACCUUUACAUUCAGGAGGUAGCAGAUUACCUGACACCCCCAGUGGCAGCCCUGUUCCUUCUGGCAAUUUUCUGGAAGCGUUGCAAUGAACAAGGGGCUUUCUAUGGUGGAAUGGCUGGCUUUGUUCUUGGAGCAGUCCGUUUGAUAUUGGCCUUUGCCUACCGUGCCCCAGAGUGUGACCAACCUGAUAACAGGCCAGGCUUCAUCAAAGAUAUACAUUAUAUGUAUGUGGCCACAGCAUUGUUUUGGGUCACAGGACUCAUUACUGUAAUUGUUAGCCUUCUCACGCCACCUCCCACAAAGGAACAGAUUCGUACCACUACCUUUUGGUCUAAGAAGAGCCUGGUGGUGAAGGAGAGCUGUUCCCCAAAAGAUGAACCAUACAAAAUGCAAGAGAAGAGUAUUCUGAGAUGUGGUGAGAACAGUGAGGCCAUCAACCAUGUCAUUCCCAAUGGCAAAUCUGAAGAUAGCAUUAAGGGCCUGCAACCUGAAGAUGUUAAUCUGUUGGUGACCUGCAGAGAAGAGGGUAACCUGGUGGCUUCCUUAGGCCAUUCAGAGGCAGAAACACCAGUAGAUGCUUACUCCAACGGGCAAGCUGCUCUCAUGGGUGAGAAAGAGAGAAAGAAGGAAACAGAGGAUGUGGGCCGGUACUGGAAGUUCAUUGACUGGUUUUGUGGCUUUAAAAGUAAGAGCCUCAGCAAGAGGAGUCUCAGAGACCUGAUGGAGGAGGAGGCCGUUUGUUUACAAAUGUUGGAAGAGACUCCACAAGUUAAACUAAUACUAAAUAUUGGACUUUUUGCUGUGUGUUCGCUUGGAAUUUUCAUGUUUGUUUAUUUCUCCUUAUGAACUUAAGGAUAUGGUGAGACACUUAAGAAAAUGCUGGUCUUUGGAAAAAAGUUAUGUAACUGUUGCAUCUCUCAGGCAUUGUUUACGCUGUAGGUUUUAGCCAAAAUUUACUUAGCAGAAAAUCAUCUAUUUGAAAGACUUUAUUUUCUCAGAGAUGGAUGAAAGUAAAGUACCUUCAACUUAAAUGAAGCAAACUUAACAGACUGAAUUGUGCAAAUGUGGUUUAAAAUUUUGCAUACCAAAGUAAGGAGAGACCAGUUAUUCUCAUAGACCACUUAGAGCAGAAUAUAUGUUAAGAUAUCAUGAAUUAAGGUAUACUGUCUGUACUCCCAAGUCUUGGCAGAGCUUAUCCUAAAGUAGGAUUUGCUCAUUUCUAAGUUUUUUCCUCUUAUCUCUGUAAUCCCUACUACCAUUAACAAAAAAAAAAAAAACCAUACCCCUGAAUUCUUACACAUUGUACAAUGAAUUAUAUACUCAAAAUCUUAACUAAUGUGUUUGUGUGAUACUUGUUUCAAGACAAGUUAGUUUGCUGGGUUCAUUUUGUUAGCAUGAGCCUGUGGAUUCUGGUUGCCAAAAGAAAGAAUGUUUCCUGUAGGUAUUUUUGUACCAACAGUAUAUAGAAUGUUGGGGAAAAAACUUUGUUCCAGGUCUCUUUAUUUUUCCUACUUUGAACUUUAAGUGAACCAUACUCAAAUGGCCACCAAGUUUGUUAAGUGACAUUGUGAGUGUACUGUUCAGUGAUCACAGAGAGAUGAUGACGUGAUCUUGCUGGUGGUACCCAUAUUAGUCAAUCACAUUCUUCAUACCGUUUGGGAAUUACCAGCCUCUAUAGUGUUUGAUUAACUUAAUGCUAAGCAGGUCAUCUCCACUAAUUUUCUAGCAUUGUUCUUGUUAUUUGGUGAAAUUAGCCAAAGUAGAUCCAGCUGGAAGAUAUGUCCAGAAACCUAGAGAAAAAUUGACAUGGCCUUUGUGUGCUAGGUUGCUCUGCUUGAUUAGAUCAUGAUUUUGAGGUUGAGUUUUUAGAGGGAAAAUUAAAUUCUGAUGUCAUUAAGACCUGCAGUCUGUACACAGCCUGUACAUUUUUGAGCAGGAAGAUGUUUUAGUACAAAUUGGCUAUCAGUAUCAGAACUCAGUGCACACUUUGCUGUUGGAAGAUUGUGAAUAUAGUCUUUCUGUAGGAUGGAUAGCAUGUUUGAGAGGUGCCAAGAACGACAACUUCCAGGUUACUUGUGUGUCUCUUGGAGAGUACAACAGGACUGUGUAAUUACAGGACCCUGUGUUGUGACAUGGCUUGGGACCCAGUUGCAGGACGUUUCUCCAUUGUGAGGACAGGGUGCAAAAGAUGUUAGAGAAAAACUCUGUGGAUUGUGUAGUUCUGCGUCCCUGUGUGCUCAGCAUUGUCCUUUGUCCUCUGUAAAAGAUAAAGAAGCAAAUUGUGUAUGUAUCUACUUUCUUUUUUUUGACUUUUAGUCUCUGAUACUUUUUAAAUUGCAUGAUUUUACUAAGCUUGUAUUCUUUAGGGAAGAUUAAUUUUAUAGACAUUUUGUAGAUUUUGAAUCAAAACUCAGUCCUGUUGACUUUAAAUUUUUUUGUAAUCUAUAAACUAAUUUCAUUAUGGUGGGCUCUAUUGUCCAAAGUUGAUUUUAGAAAUUAAUCAGGUAGCAUAAAUGUCUUCCCAUCUUCAGGAGGCUUUCUGAUGGACUGAGUCUAUAGAUGAGAAAUUUACUCAUGUGUGAAUAGCAUGUAUUUCUGAAGAGCUUAGAGUGCCUUGUAGAAGUUUUUUCUCAGUUUCAUUCUUGAGGUUAUAACGUGGGGGCCAAAUCGAGACUAUCCUUUUCUUGUAAGGAGGUUGAGGCUGUGACAUGUACAAGGUUACAAAGUCUGUUUGGGAAGAAUAGUAACCAGGUCUCCAAAUCUGGACUCAUGGUUUGUCCAGAAAUGUCCAAACAAAUGGUCUGUUCAUGUUUUGUCUUAUUUUCUCUUUUUUUUUUUUUUUUUUUUUUUUUUUGCAGUUUUUGGCUGGGGCUGGGUUUGAACCCACCACCUCUGGCAUAUGGGGCUGGCGCCCUACCCCUUUGAGCCACAGGCACUGCCCUUGUCCUAUUUUCUUAAAGGAACUAUUCUCCCUUUGAGAAAAUCUUUCAGUAUUUGAGAACACAAAAGGAUCUUGAUUUUUUUCAAAUUGACAUUAAAUUGUAGGAAUUAAAAUUUUCUUUGACCCUGAACGCAUUGCUGUGUUAAUUUAGCUGUGAGAAUUGACAUACUGGCUGGUGAGCCUUCCUAUUUUCUUCUGUAUACAGUGCAAAUGAAUAAGAGGUGUUUAUGUGGACCCUCCCUCUUUAUUUAACAUUGAGUCCUAAAAGUUUGGAGUAUUAGGGUCACCCCACUUCUCUGUUGUCUUAGUAAGAUACAUAAAAUCUAUCAUCUUGGGUCUAUUUGUGUGUAUAUAGCAGUAGGUCAAGUUUAGAGUACUAAUGUCUGUAAAUAUGGAAUGACUAUUAGCAUAUUCAUUAGGAUUGUUUAUUAUUGCCAGUAUAAACAUCACUUUAUUUAGACUGAAGUCCCUGAAGCUUGUCCUUAUUGCUUCCCAGUAAUAGAUAAUGUGCUUGAGUAAGUAUGUGAAUUGCUGAUUGCAACUUCAUUUCAGGGGUCAAACUUCAGUCUAUAUGUCAUUAGAAUGAUUGUUCCUGGAAUGAUAUAUGGACUUUCUUAAGCUAGCAGAAUGUUCCUACUUUACAUUGACUACAAAUGAUGACAUUGCUUUUCAUACAUUAAUGUGUAUAUAUACUAGCUCAAGCUAAGGUUCAGAAUUGACCAAGAGUGAUAUUGACUAAAGUGGUAGCUAAAAGUCAGUGAGGUAAGGACACUGGUCUUCAAAGGUGGAGGAAAAUAAUUGUCUAAUGGAAUCCCAGUUCUUAGAUUGUUGUUUUCUCAGGCACUUUUAGUCUGAAGAUCUGAUAAGAAGGGCUUAUUACAUUGGUAUACAGAAUGAUUAUUGGCUCUUUGGGUCACCUCUGAUUUCUGAAGGUCAUUUGUGAGUGUUCAGUCCUGCUCACCCCAGGAGAGUCAACAUUUGAGCCAAUCUCUUCUUUUCCCAGCUGUUCUUUCCCUUGGGAGGUUAUCUCUUUUGUCUUUAGAUUAGAGAAGUGCUGUGUCCUUUGGCCUAUUUUCAGUAGAUCCCAUCUCCCAGGGCUUCCUUUUCAGUUGACUCAAAGGAUCCAUUGUCUUUUUGCACAGAGAGGCUGGCCAGGGUCAUGUAGCCAAGAGCUCUUGGGGAUGAUACCCAAGAAAUUUGCAGGGAUCCAUCCCUGUUCCCCUUUGAAGAUCUGAGUUGGGAGGUUGUUAUCCACUUGUCUGUACCCUCUUACCACCUACCCCACCCCUGAGGCUGAGCAAGGGGUUAAAAAGUCUUGUCAGGGCAAUUAGCCUUUUAGUUUCUGUUUUUGUAGUUAGGCUUUUUCCCUUCCAUCUAGUUACAUGUAUCUUUCCCUUUCUCCUUGGACAUCUUUUAAUGUAGUCUAGGGGUUACUCUUGUUCUGCAUCACCAAAUAAAGCAGCUCUAUUAGUUAUAGAAAGUUAGGUCCUUCAGUGUUCCCACUUGGUGAUGUUAGGCGUAUUCAUUCCCUUAUUCUCUGCUCUACUUUCUCAUUUUCAUUUGAGGUAUGAUGACUAGACAGGAACCACAUGGGUGGUGACACCACCAAUUUCUAGGUUUGAGUUGAGAGAAGAUGUGUACAAGCCCAUUUAUUUCUCUUUAAGUGACUGCAGUGACUUCGCAGGGCAAAAAUUUUCCCAGGAAAUCAGAAAAACUAAGUGAGACAUUGAUAUGAACCCAGAUGAUACAGACAUUAGCAAGUUGUUAAAAGACAAGGUUAGCUUAAAAUCCACAGGUGUGGAAUUGUAAUUGGAUUCUAGAACUUGAAGUAUCACAGCUCUCAGCUAGUUAAGUAAAAACCUGCUCUGGUUUGACAUUAAGUUUUGUAAAGUAUAAAUCCAUUAACACCCUAGAGGUUAGAAAUGACUGAUUUUUGAGAGGGAUAAUUUAGUAGAAAAAUGUGAUAUUAAAUUCUCAUUAACCAGGUAGUCCUUUCAGUGUUGAUAAUCAGGCUGAGCAGACUUUAUAGAUAUGUUUCUGUUUGUGUAUCACUGACCACUCAGAGAGACUGGGCUUUUUCAUGUCUUCCUUCAUGUUGCUGCUUUAGUUCUUCACCUGUUUCUUUUGGCACUUAGCAGAGUCCUGUUUUGAUUUUUGGUCAACUUGGUGCACUUUCAGGCAUUUUGUCAUGGUGUGCGAAAGUGCUGUUUUGCCCCUGUAGUGAAGACUUAGAUCUAAAUAAUGAUUCAUUAAAUAUAGUUGUGUUUAAAUAUACUAAAAUUCUUCUAGCUUAACCUGUUAAUUCUUGAGGAUGAUUUUCUCACACUUUGUUGAUUAAUAAUGGAAGCACUAAUUGUUCAUCAGUAUUUAAUUUUCAAAACACCUUUUUCAGAAGUUAUGGAGAGAGCAACAGUGAAAAUUCAUUCUAGUCCCUUUGGAAUGAUGGUGUCAGACAUAGCAGAGAGGCAGUUUGGAGUUUGGUUUGAAGCCAAAAAGACUUGUUCCUAUAGUAAUUAAAGGUAAAAAUUUGGAACUAGUUGGCAUAUAGAGAAACUCUUCGUACUAGUAGUAGGUAUGAAGCUGGAUUGCAUAAGUAGUAAUCUUGAUUACUAGACUUGGUUGACUUAACUCAGGGCUCAAAUUCCUUUUCCUCCAUUUAAAGUCACUUCUGAAUUUGGAAUGUUUUCAUCAGACUCUCCUCUGUUGGAUACUAUGUUAAGCCAUUUUGGCUUCUAGAAGAGAAUGUAACUGAAAUUCAAAGUAAUUAGUAGGCUUUGUCCAUGCUUGAGUCCCACACCAUUACUCACUUCGUCAUAGAAAUACAUAUUUUUUAAACUCCUGUCUCUUCCCAGUGCUGGAAAUAAGGCUUUAAACUACUGAUUCACUUUUAAAGGAAUAUUGCGAGAAUUGAUGAAAUUUGUGUUUCUGUUUUCAUCUCAACUCCUUUAUAAAAGGUGGGAUUUAGUUUUUUAUUUUGGGGUAAGUACUGAUAACCAACAACUGUAACGAUUUGGCAUAUAUAUAUAUACACACACACACACACACACACACACACACACAUAUAUAUAUAUAGUCUUUUUACUCAGAAAUAAGGUUUGCUGUAUCUGCACCGUUACUACUCUCAUGCACUUUACUUUUUGGGGAGGUACUUUGUAUACCAAGGCUGAUCACUUAAACCAGGAGUGUCCAGCCUGCCACCAUGCUGAUUUUGUGAGGACUUUUGCUAAUCUGUGGUGUCAGAUAUCAUGAAAAAUAUGCAUGGACUUUUUUUUUUUUUUUUUUUAGCUAAUCAGCUUUUGUUAGUGUUUGUGUAUUUAAUGUGUGGCCCUAAGACAAGUCUUAUGCUUUCAAUGUGUAGCAGAGUGGGAAAAAAAAGGUUAGACACUCUUGACUUAAACCAGUAACUUGAUGUUAACCAUUCUUAAAUUUGGUCACCUGGAUUCACAGCAGGAUUGAAAAGAGGGAUGCUAGAAUAAAGUAAACAACUACCGAACAAAUCAAGACAAAACAUAGGGUCUCAGAUUCUUAGUUAUAAGAGCAGAGGUUUUGCUUUGUGCCAUAAUUAUUGCUUGUGAUAAGGAAGCCCUGUCAUCUCUCUUGAAGCUGGCUUAUGGUCAGUGAAUUCCGCAAUAAGGGAAAUACAUAUUACAGUGCUUUUUUAACAAUAGCACUGGUUGACAGUAGAGAUCCGCAACCUAAUUUAUCUUGGUAAAUUUACUCCGUUCUCUAGUGCUGCUAGAUAAAGGAGUGUUAGAAUGUUUACUUUUUUAUUGCUUUUGGUCAAAACUGGCCUACAUAAUUUUUUAAAGUUAUCAGUGUAGUUUACCCUUCUGUAAGUGGAAUGCUUGUUUAUCUCAGUUUUUUUAUGUAAUAAUUGGAAAGUGAAACUAGGCUUUAUUACUAUUAUUGAAAUCCCAGAUGGACAAAGGCCAAUAUAUAUAUGGUAUUCCAUACUAAAAACCAGCUUAGGAAAUUAUAUUUAUAUUUGAAUUAGUGCCUUCUGGUUACCAGUAUUGACUCUGCUAGUUUGCACCUUUCCCUUUCUUAUUUGUGAUUAUUUGUUCUCUUAAUUUUUGUUAUAACUAGCAAAGGAAGUUAAAUCAUAUUUACAUCCUUUACAUGCAGCCUUUAUUUAGGUAGCUCUAUAUUCGUGUUGCAGCCUAAAUGUUAUUUAUUUGUCUUUGUUUUUGUAUAUCCAUAAUAAAAAUUUUACUUAUAUUCUGUGAAGUAUUUUAAUUUUUGUUUUUCCAUGGUAGGCUUGAUAGGUUAUUCCAUGACAGAGAAAAAGCUUAAGUCCAUAGAAAGCACAAAAUUGUGUUCACACAUGCAUGUAUCCACACUCAAAAGCACAAAACUGAUAGUAUUCUCAGUAUCCCACAAGUGCCAGCCGUAAAACCCAGCAGGUGUUUGUCUCAGAGUUGUUAUGAAGAUGGUGUUGAAAGCCCGAGACAGUAUGGUAUCUAAGUUUUGGGUCCUAAAUGUUUAGAGUAAUAGUUUGAUGGAGGGAGAGAAUACAAAUGUCAAUGCUGCAAUUCUGUUUUGGGGUUACUAGCUAAAAUGGGGUCUGUGGGCCUCUUCCCACAAUUCGUAUCUAAAGAAACAGUGAUAGAUGCCACAGGUUUUGGUAAGUGGAACAGGUGACACGUUUGCUUGAAGCUGUAGUCAGUAGAGUUGGUGAGUAGAACAGGUGACAUGUUUGCUUGAAGCUGUAGUCAGUGGAGGUUUUUUUUUUUUUAAAUCUUUGGGAAAUGUUCUCCUCUCAUCCCCCUAACAAGGAGAAAUUCACACUUUAAUAGGGCAAAAACUACUUGUCUUUAAUUUCUGUGUAGGUUUCUGUGAGAAAUGGAGGUACCUUUUUUGUCCCCAUAUGCUUGGCUGCUUUAUUUUAAUAGAAGACUUGAUCCAAGUGUUCUGAGCAUUAAACUAAUUCUGAAACAGAUUUGCCAAAUGAACUAUUUUGCUUUUCACAGUGGCACUAGGAUCCUAAAGGAUUCUUUUACUUGUCCCUUUUCAAGCCUCGAUGAAAUGAGGUCUAUGAAUGUGCGGGCAGAAGAGGAGAACGUUUUCCUUCCACUUGGCCUUGCACUUAACUCGACCCCUCACCUCCUCUGAGGAGUCCAUGAUACCAACUAUGAAUAAAGAUCUUUGUCAUGAAUUUUGCCCAUGUCAGAAGAUACAAAUAACAGUAGAAGUGGCUUCUUUUGUUCUUACUGUUUUCUAUUUUGUAUAUUUAUCUUUUUAGGGAAAUACUUGGUCCACUCAUAAAAAUCUAGAACUAAGAUUAUAGCCGGUAUAGACUAACGUGUUAUGUUUUAGAAGAGUUAACAUUUUGUUAACAUUUUGUGCUGUCCCUCCAGCACAAAGCUAGCCAGGUGUGUAUGUACAUUAUUCGAGAAUGCGAAACCCAGGCUUGGGGGAAUGAGGGGAAGAGGAAUACCAGAAACGCAUGCAGGAAAAAAGUUUGAGGAGCAUCCUUGGCUUGGCAGUAUGUGAUAGUGCAAAGCAGUUAUAAGUUGUUAAUCCCGUGUAUUAAGUAUUGUCUGCCUUUAAAUGUUUUAAAAUUUAAAAUAGUUUGUAAGAACUUUUAAGAAAGAAUGCUUUCGUCAGGCAUUUGGCAAAAACAUCUUUCAGUUAUAAUUCCAUGGGAAACGCUUUAAUUAGUUUAGGUAAAAAGUAGUCCUAUCGGUGUAAAUAUGUAUAAUUAGAAUUUUCUAAUUUCACUGUGAGAUCUCUAACUCUUGAGUGGCAAACAGAUCAAGUCUUUUGCUCAUGGACUUUUCUGUGGGGUUGUUAAAAUGCAAAAGCUUUAUUUUUUUUAAUAAUGACAUAUUACAUUAGUGUCAGAUAAUGAUAUGGAGUCUGUUCCCUGCUUUCCCCUCUAUGUUGCUUCGGUUUAUAGAUUGCCAGCAGAGUUCAGACAUAGAGCAGGGAUUUACCCAUUCUUUGCAUGGACAUCCCAUUUUCUGUUGUCCAGAUCUGUGUUGGCAAUCACAUAUGAACUGUGUUAUGCUUCUCAGUCCUUUUUUUCUUUUUUGAUAAAUGGAUAUCAAAAAUAGUUGCUGUGCAAAAGUUAGUAGUCUUCUUCAAGAAGAAAACCAAUUCCUUUUCUAUAAUAAUAUCCUGUGAAAUUGCUUCAUUCAUCCAUUUUUAAGCCAAAUGUCAGCAGAAUACUGCUGCUUUUAUCUAGUAAUUUUGAUAUGUAAGUAUUAAUGCAUUUUUAAAAGAUGUCUACAUAGAAAAAUGUUUUUCCCAGUGUCUUGCCUGUUAUGCUUUGUUCACGUUUUCUGUAAGAGGCCAGUCAGAGCACUGGGUGUGUGUGUUGUGUACAUGAAUCAUUGUAGUCUGUUAGGCAUCGUAGACCAAAUGUGAUUAUAAAUGAAGUUGAUAAACAUUGAUUUUGUUAUUGGUGAGUUUUUGAAUUGUAAACUGAUUUUCAAUUUACCCUUCAUUGUCCACAGCUUUUUAAUUUUCAGAUUUAACUAAUCGGAUCCAUCUCAUUGUACAAUGUUUUAGAUGUUAGCAGAAAGUAGAAUUUGUUACAAAUAACCAGAUUACGUCAAUAUUAAAAGGAAUACGAUUGAAAUUGUAGAUUUAAGAUUGUUAAUCAUUCAUGACAAUUCUAACUUGACUGUCCUAACCUUUUGUGUACAAUUUGAUUUUUUAAAUUGUAGACAUGUAUGAUCUUGGUUUAAUGUGUUUUUAAAAAGUGUUAACUGUUUAAAACAAAUGAAAAAAUGAAGCAUAUCUGCUAUAAAGAGCUGUCAGUUUUCGUUACUGACUCUGUAAAAUACACUGUUUUUUGUGUACUGUGUGUUAUUUUGCCAGCUGCUGCAUUAGCCUUCAAAAGUAUUUGGAAACUUCAAAUGAACUGCGUUUCUUGCAAAGUAUAUUCCUUUCUGUGGUAUUUUGUCCUGUAACUGAAGUAUAGUAAUUAUUUUAUGGAAAUGUUAGCAAUUCUGUACCAACUUUGAAUAAAAUGAAAACUUUA